This is a messenger RNA of Tetrahymena thermophila SB210, 751 nucleotides long. RefSeq lists its product as hypothetical. The annotation marks the transcript as partial. The record is from RefSeq and is a predicted model, not a curated record. Lineage: Eukaryota; Ciliophora; Oligohymenophorea; Hymenostomatida; Tetrahymenidae. The transcript has 8 exons. Gene Ontology annotation, biological process: positive regulation of transcription by RNA polymerase II; inflammatory response; positive regulation of MHC class II biosynthetic process. Gene Ontology annotation, molecular function: protein binding.
UUGGAAUAAAAUUGGUGAUAAAGGUGCAUCAGGCUUAGGUUCUGCUUUAGCAAAUUGCAUUAAUCUCUCAAAUUUGACACUUGACCUUGGUAACAAUUAAAUUGGUGCAAUGGGUGCAUCAGGCUUAGGUUCUGCUUUAGCAAAUUGCAUUAAUCUCUCAAAUUUGACACUUGCCCUUGGUAGGAAUUAAAUUGGUGAUGAAGGUGCAUCAGGCUUAGGUUCUGCUUUAGCAAAUUGCAUUAAUCUCUCAAAUUUGACACUUGACCUUGGUUGGAAUAAAAUUGGUGAUGAAGGUGCAUCAGGCUUAGGUUCUGCUUUAGCAAAUUUCAUUAAUCUCUCAAAUUUGACACUUUAACUUCUUAGCAAUUAAAUUGGUGCAAUGGGUGCAUCAGGCUUAGGUUCUGCUUUAGCAAAUUGCAUUAAUCUCUCAAAUUUGACACUUGACCUUGGUUGGAAUAAAAUUGGUGCAAUGGGUGCAUCAGGCUUAGGUUCUGCUUUAGCAAAUUGCAUUAAUCUCUCAAAUUUGACACUUGACCUUGGUGAAAAUUAAAUUGUUGAUGAAGGUGCAUCAGGCUUAGGUUCUGCUUUAGGAAAUUGCAUUAAUCUCUCAAAUUUGACACUUUAACUUCGUGAAAAUUAAAUUGGUGAUGAAGGUGCAUCAGGCUUAGGUUCUGCUUUAGCAAAUUGCAUUAAUCUCUCAAAUUUGACACUUGACCUUGGGUAAAAACAGUUUAUUUGUUUUGGAUUGUGA